AUGGAUAAAACACAAUUGACGAUCGGAACUCGAAACUCGAAAUUAGCAUUAGUCCAAGCCGAGAGGGUCUCCGAUGCAUUAAACGCCGCCCACCCCCACAUUAAGUUUCCAUGGCAGACCGUCUCCGUGAGCGGGGAUGUGGAUAAAACAAGUCCAUUUCUCAAAUUUGGAGGGCCCUCUGAUGCGGCCAAAAAUAUCUGGACUGAGGAGAUGGAGGCCAAACUGAGCUCUGGCGAAUUGGAUCUGCUAGUCCACUGCCUCAAGGAUAUGCCGACUCGUUUACCAAGCGGGUGUGUCUUGGGUGCGAUUAUUCACCGUGAAGACCCUACCGAUGCGCUGGUUAUCAAGAAAAGCUUGCAAGACCAGUAUACGGAUCUAUCUCAACUACCUCCUGGAUCAAUUGUUGGCACUAGUUCGACCCGCCGCAAGGCUUUGCUCAAAUGGAAGUAUCCCCAUUUGAAGGUUCAAGAAUGCCGUGGUAACAUUGAUACCCGGCUACGCAAGCUGGACGAGGGCGAAUAUUCAGCAAUUAUCCUUGCAACCGCUGGAAUGAACCGAAUCAACUUAAAUAGCCGUAUCGCAAAGCACUUACCCCCAUCCGAAUUUCCCUAUGCCAUUGGACAAGGUGCACUGGGAAUUGAAAUUCGUGAAGGCGAUACUCAGACUUUGAGUAUUGUUCAGCAAAUCGAAGAGCCACUUACGCGAUGGAUCUGCCUAGCAGAACGAUCGUUACUGCGCACCCUUCAGGGCGGAUGCUCAUCCCCCGUGGCUGUUAACUGUACCAUCGAGGGCAGUGAUGACAAGUCUUCUACAACACAUCGUUUACGACUUGACGGCACGAUAAUCCAUCCCCAUGGCUCUAGUCAAAUUUCGACAUUUGCGGUCGCAGACGUGGCAAGUGACAGAGAAGCCGAGGCUCUUGGAGAAACACUUGCAAAAAGGUUGGAAGAGAACGGUGGAAGAGCUCUCCUGGAUGAGAUCCGACUUGUUCAAGAAAAGGAAAUGAAUGCCACACAAAAUUAA
Penicillium angulare is the source of this 1023-nucleotide messenger RNA. RefSeq names its product hydroxymethylbilane synthase. Gene Ontology annotation, biological process: heme biosynthetic process. Bases 1 to 1023 code for a protein of 340 amino acids. Gene Ontology annotation, cellular component: cytoplasm. The transcript is spliced from 2 exons. NCBI's taxonomy places the organism in Eukaryota, Fungi, Ascomycota, Eurotiomycetes, Eurotiales, Aspergillaceae. Gene Ontology annotation, molecular function: hydroxymethylbilane synthase activity. The record is from RefSeq and is a predicted model, not a curated record.